Molecule: messenger RNA, 2434 nt
Organism: Nelumbo nucifera (sacred lotus)
Lineage: Eukaryota; Viridiplantae; Streptophyta; Magnoliopsida; Proteales; Nelumbonaceae
Gene: PAO5
Product: polyamine oxidase 5
Molecular function (GO): polyamine oxidase activity
Source: RefSeq, a predicted model, not a curated record
CCCUUAAUUGCUGAACCAUGACACGGCCAUUGGAGUUGCUACUUUGAAAAAAAAAAUUAUCAAAUGCUGACAAUACCUUGGACUGGAGCCAUUGUUAAGUUUGGAAUCUCUUUAAUAUUCCGCUUUCAACAACAAAAUUUUCAGCAGUCAUCAAAUAGUGGUGUUGGUGUGGUACUACUGUAAUAGAAUUCAAGAAAAGGAGAGCAUCGUCUUUAUUCGAAACAUCUUCUAAAUAUAUCGGAAAUGGACGGCCCCUACAUCUCUCACUAUUUGCAACAGCAUACCCACUCUCUCCUUAUAAAAUCCUCUUCUUUCUUACUUACUAUCAGCCCUCUCCCUCUCUCUCUCUCUCUCCCCUUGGUUUUUGUUUUUCUUCAGAAACUAGCCAAAAUGGUCGCCAAGAAGCCAAGAAUUGUUAUCAUUGGAGCUGGUAUGGCUGGGCUUACAGCUGCUAAUCUGCUCUACAAAGCCACAAGAUCCAAAGACCUGUUCGAGCUCUGCGUCGUCGAGGGUGGGACUAGAAUUGGUGGGAGAAUCCAUACUUCUGAGUUUGGUGGUGACCGAAUUGAAAUGGGUGCAACAUGGAUUCAUGGCAUUGGUGGGAGUCCUGUUCACAAAAUUGCCCAGGAAAUCCAGGCCUUGCACUCCGAGCAGCCAUGGGAGUGCAUGGAUGGCUCCUCCCAAGACCCAGUAACCAUUGCCGAAGGUGGGUUGGAGCUCGAUCCAUCUCUCGUCGAUACCAUUUCCAGUCUUUACCGGAAGAUGAUGGAUUUUGCUCAGGGGAAGUUGAUUCAAGCCAACGACGAAGUUGAUUAUUACAGAAUUGCAACCAAGGCUCUCCAAAAUUGUAAGCGUAAUGGCUGCUUGGCAGAGCUCAGUAUUGGCUCUUUUCUUCGGCAGGCCCUUGAUGCUUAUUGGGCUCUGACAAUUGAGGGAGAGGACGAUAAAGAGUCCGGUAACUGGAGCCGGAAAUUGCUUGAGGAAGCCAUCUAUGCAAUGAAUGAAAACACCGAAAGAACUUACACUUCGGCCGAUGAUCUGUUAAAUCUUGACUUCAAUGCAGAGAGUGAGUACCGUCAGUUCCCGGAUGAAGAGAUUACUAUUGCUAAGGGAUACUUGAGCAUUAUCGAAUCGCUGGCUUCUGUCUUACCCGCUGGAGUGAUCCAAUUGGGUAGAAAAGUUAAGAAGAUCGAAUGGAAGCCGCAGGGUCUUCGAUCUUCAGAGAUAGACAACGGUUGUGACAGUAAGCCUGUGAAGCUGCACUUGGAAGAUGGUUCUACCAUGUCUGCUGAUCAUGUCAUAGUAACUGUAUCCUUGGGGGUGCUGAAAGCUGCAAUUCGAGAAGACUCAGGUAUGUUUAGUCCUCCCCUUCCCUCUUUCAAGGCGGAAGCAAUUUCUAAGCUCGGAUUCGGGGUCGUCAACAAGUUGUUUCUUCAACUUGAUCAUCAAACCCAUGAUCGACAAAGCGAGAAUUCUGAAACAUUUCCCUUCUUGCAAAUGGUUUUCCACCGGCCUGAUUCCGAGUUAAGGCACCGGAAGAUCCCAUGGUGGAUGAGGAGGACAGCCUCUGUCUUCCCAAUUUACAACAACUCCAGUGUUCUACUUUCAUGGUUCGCGGGGGAAGAAGCUCUGGAGCUUGAGUGUCUCAAAGAUGACGAGAUUGUCAAAGGAGUUUCAGCCACAAUCUCCAGUUUCUUAUCAGAUUCUCAACCUGGAAAGCAAGCAAAUACUCAUAAAUGCAGCAACGGGCACGUCAACUCCGAGGAGACUUACAAAGCUCUGGGGAAAAAACCAAGUAUCAGAAGCGUUCUGAAGAGUCAAUGGGGAACCGAUCCUUUGUUCAUGGGUUCUUACAGUUAUGUAGCAGUUGGGUCUAGUGGAAACGAUUUUGAUUCAAUGGCAGAGCCACUGCCGAAAAGCAGCAGCAGCAAUUGUGCAUGUGCUGCUGCUGCUCCUCCUCCUCCACUUCAAAUUCUAUUUGCAGGCGAAGCAACACAUAGAACCCAUUAUUCCACUACACAUGGAGCUUAUUUCAGUGGCAUAAGGGAAGCCAAUAGGGUGCUUCAACAUUAUCAGUGUGCUGGAUUUUCGGAUGCUUUGCACCAUUGAAAUUUGAAACACUAGAACUAGGAUUACAGCUGGGAUCUCUCUCUCUCUCUCAAAUUCCUCCUACACCUCUUUCUAAGUGCUCUCCAUAAAAGUGGGUAAUAUGGGUAAAAGAGUGAAAACAGAAGGUGGAUGGGUACAAUUUUUUUUAGAAGCAAUAUUUGUUUUGGGCUUUCUAUUGUUUAUUGUGUUUGGAAGUUGUUUUCUGGUUGAUAUCUUGAUCUUCAAAGCAAACUGGGAUGAGAAUCGAGAUUAUGCUCUCAUUGUAUAUUGGAAAGACAAAAAGAAAAAGAAGCAACAAGCAAGCUUUGGAUCUGCAUCUGCAUCA